Ostrinia furnacalis (Asian corn borer) is the source of this 2551-nucleotide messenger RNA. RefSeq lists its product as uncharacterized. The transcript has 2 exons. Gene Ontology annotation, molecular function: nucleic acid binding. The record is from RefSeq and is a predicted model, not a curated record. Bases 4 to 2457 code for a protein of 817 amino acids. NCBI's taxonomy places the organism in Eukaryota, Metazoa, Arthropoda, Insecta, Lepidoptera, Crambidae.
UUAAUGAAAUGGACGAGUAACUGUGAUGAAUUAAUAGAAGAGAUGAAAAGAGAAACAGGGAUGAAAGAUGUUCAAGAGGGAUUGAAGAUUAAGUCAGAUGAAACAAUGAAGAUAGUUGGACUUACCUGGGACCGCAGUGAAGAUUCAUUCCGUUACGCUGUCAAACUCCCGACGCUGGAACAUCCUGUAACAAAAAGGAAAAUAAUAAGUGAUAUAUCACGAUUUUAUGAUCCAUUGGGCUGGGUAGGACCCAGCAUCAUAAAGUCAAAAAUACUAAUUCAGAAGCUAUGGUUAGCAGGGAUUGAAUGGGAUGAAGCUGUACCGACAAAUAUACUGGAUGAGUGGUUUACUUACCGGGAGGAGCUGAAACUGUUGGAGUCAAUUAACAUACCAAGAUGGGUCCACACUGAGGUUAAUUGCGUAGUCGAAUUGCAUGGCUUCUGUGAUGCCUCCAAAGAGGCAUACGCGGCGGUGGUGUAUGUCCGUGUGAUCGACUCCCAGGGGAACAUUCGUGUGUCACUGUUAACUGCUAAAACAAGAGUUGCACCAGUCAAGCAGGUAUCAAUUCCAAGAUUAGAGCUAUGCGGAGCAGUGCUACUAACACGUCUGAUGCUAGAUACAGCCAAAGUUUUAGGUGUUGAGAAAGUUAACCUACGAGCAUGGACAGACUCUACAAUAGUUCUCGCAUGGAUCAACAGCCACCCAAGUAGAUGGAAAGUUUUUGUCGCAAAUCGUGUGUCAGAGAUCCAGACGAAUUGGGAUUCCCAUCAUUGGUCGCACGUCAGCUCUCAAGAAAAUGCAGCGGAUGCAGCAUCACGAGGAGUAUCACCUGCAGAAUUAGUAGGAAAUAGCAGAUGGUUCAACGGUCCGGAUUUUUUGCAUAAUAAAACCAUCAGGUAUGAGAAACCCAAGGAUGUGACGACGGAUUUGGAGAAGGUUAAAUCUCAUUGUGCAGUGAUAGAGAAAGAUAUUUGGGAGAGGUUUUCAUCUUUUACCAGGUUGAAGAGAGUUAUAGCAUACUGCAAACGGUUUAUAAACAAUCUAAGAGUAGAACCUAAUGAGAGAAGCAAAGGAUAUUUGACUACACAAGAACUAACUGAAGCACAAAAUGUAUGCAUCAAGCAAUAUCAAGCACUACAUUUCAAGGAUGAGAUUUUAUUAACCAAACAAAAAAGAAACUUACCAAAAAGCAGUACACUUCGUUCGUUGAACCCAAUCUUGGAUGAUGAGGAUAUAUUAAGAGUAGGAGGAAGAUUGGAGCAUUCUGGUUUAAGUCACAACCAGAAACAUCCCAUCAUAAUACCCAAGAAGUGUCAUCUAGCCAACCUGAUUAUUGAAGAUGCCCACAAGCGUACACUCCAUGGCGGUCCACAAUUGAUGAUUUGUUUCAUUCAGGCUAAAUAUUGGAUCUUGGGAAUGAAACAGCUGGUUCGAUCAUACUUCCGAAAGUGUGUGACAUGCGCUAAAAAUGCGGCCGUAACUCAGACUCAGCUGAUGGGCCAAUUACCUGCAGCAAGAGUAACACCAAUACGCCCUUUCAGAUGUAGCGGCGUGGACUACGCGGGGCCCAUACAGAUUCGCACUGCAAAGGGACGUGGCCACAAGGCAUACAAGGGCUAUAUUUGUCUUUUUGUUUGUAUGGCAACUAAGGCCAUUCAUCUUGAAGCCGUCACUGAUCUCAGCUCUCAAGGGUUUCUGCAGGCGUUUAAACGUUUCGUGUCGAGGCGUGGCCAUUGCUCAGAUAUGUGGAGCGAUAACGCAACAAAUUUUACCGGAGCAGCUAGCGAGUUGAAACGACUUUUUCAGACGGAAAAUGGGUCUAUGUUGCAGGAAGUAGCAGAGUCGAUAGCCAGUAACGACUGCAAUUGGCAUUUCAUACCCGCGCGGUCUCCUAAUUUUGGUGGCCUCUGGGAGGCGGGUGUGAAAUCUGUGAAGUAUCAUCUAAAACGUAUUGUGGGACAAUCAACAUUGACAUUCGAAGAGCUGUCAACGGUUUUAUGUCAAGUAGAAGCCUGUCUUAAUUCAAGACCGAUGUCGGUUAUUUCAAGCAAUGCUGAAGGUGUUUCUGUUUUGACUCCUGGUCAUUUCCUUGUGGGAGAACCUAUUGUUACGGCUCCUGAUAAGAGUUACGAGUCUCAUAAUGUGAGUUCUUUAAGGCGGUGGCAGUAUACUCAGAGAAUGCUGCAAGAGUUUUGGAAGGUAUGGUCUCGGGAGUACUUAACAAAGUUUUAUAAUCGGUACAGGUGGUCAUCACAGCAGCCUCAGCCACAGGUGGGCGAUGUCGUGUUGGUGAAGGAAGACGGAUUACCGCCCUGUCGUUGGCUGUAUGGUAGAGUUUAUGCUGUCCAUCGGGGACAGGACAAUUUAGUUAGGGUAAUAACGCUUAAAACAAAAAAUGGGACAAUUAAGCGCCCAAUAUCUAAGUUGUGUCUGCUUCCAAUAGAGACUGAUAUGUAAAUAGGUAUAAGAUAGUAUAAGUACUCUAAGGUAGUUGAAUAGUUUGGGUUUUUAAGUUAGCAAUUAUCGGGUAAAUGUUAUGUUUGUUUUGUUA